Molecule: messenger RNA, 1206 nt
Organism: Ilex paraguariensis (yerba mate)
Lineage: Eukaryota; Viridiplantae; Streptophyta; Magnoliopsida; Aquifoliales; Aquifoliaceae
Source: the annotation of a GenBank genome assembly
CUUAACUCCUCCUCCGAGGCAAAAACACACAGUAGUUCCCAAACCCCAAACAGUGAAAAUUACCAAACCGGUGGCCCUAGCUUCAGAUCAGACUAUGGCUUCUCUGGACACAGACGUCACUAUGGUGCCAGCCGGCGAGGGUUCGAGCGGCGCUGGGCCGUCUUCUUCAAAAGCCUCAACCUCUUCAUCGGCCAAAAAGGCCAAGCGAUUCGAGAUCAAGAAGUGGAACGCCGUCGCUCUUUGGGCUUGGGAUAUUGUUGUGGAUAACUGUGCGAUCUGUAGGAACCAUAUCAUGGAUCUCUGUAUUGAAUGUCAAGCUAAUCAAGCCAGUGCCACUAGUGAGGAAUGUACGGUUGCUUGGGGGGUUUGCAACCAUGCAUUCCACUUCCACUGCAUUAGCCGAUGGCUCAAGACUCGCCAAGUGUGCCCAUUAGAUAACAGUGAGUGGGAGUUUCAGAAGUAUGGUCACUAGAACCUGCACAAUCAAACAACUGGGUCCCGUCUCUUUCUGCAUUGGUGACUUUUUCAGUGGAAGACUUGCACUAUGUCUUCAGCUAUAACCCUUGAAUGUUUCCAUAUGCAAAUAUUGUCUUAUAAUAGUAUGAUGUUUUGUAUCAUUUUCUUGAACAUUAUGCACUAGUCCAGUUGCUUUACCUGCAAACAGUUUGAAUGGGUAUCUGUUGAAUUUCUUUUCUAAAUGCUUGCUAUUUCCUGUGUCAUGCUUGGAAUUCGGUUCUUUUCAGCCAAAAGAUCCCCCUGGAAUUAUAGGGUUGGUCCGCAAUUGAGCAACACUGAUUGUAUGCUGCAGAAGAUGGAAGAAUGUCUGCUGUUUUUCACCAUUUUUGGAGUGGAACAGAACAUCAUUAUCAUGGGGGUAAGACUUGAACUCAUGUGGUUUGUGCGAGGGAAUCCCUUCCUUCGACAAACCAACCAUGAGAAGUGGUGGUCGUGGCUUUUUCUGUCACAAAGACGACCAGAAUGACAAAAUUCACGGAAAGCUCACCCUACAAUAAUGGUAGGCACUGUUUUCUUGACCUCAGAUGUCAAUGGAGGCUUAACUGAAGCCGGCAUGCUCUAAUCUCCAUGGCUGGUUCCAUAUAAUUUGUUAUUAAUCACCACCUUAAAAAACUUAUAUUUCUUGUAGCAUAUGGACUAUGAGGUUCAUCCUUUGUCUUCUUAUUUGAGUGUCAUCUAUGCAUCAUUGGG